GUUAAUUCCUUUUCCAAUGUAUGCACUCAGCAAGACGUGGGGCCGCAUCAGCACCCACCCCCAGGAAACAGGCUGGCAGCUGGUCCUUCCAGCUCAUGGAGUCAGGCCACCUCCCCUGGAAGGGCCGCACACACUCUUCCAAGGGCUGAAAAGUCCUUCCUGUGGUCUGGCCUUUGCAGGCAGCACACCUGGUGAUGUUCAGGGACCACAAAGUGUCCGGGAAUAAAACUGGGACAUGCACAUGCAAAGCGUGUGCUCCGGCUUUUCACUCUUAGUUGAGCCAGAACCCCUUGGUACUCACGAGUUAGUUUUGCAGGGCAUUCUGGUUUCAUCUUUUCCAGUGUAUACUGAGCAUUUAGCACGGGUCAAGACUAAGGACAAACUUUUGGGGGCCAUAGAGGUAAUAUAAUCGGUAGGCCUUGCAUGUGGCUGGACCUGGUUCAUUUCCCUGGUACCACAUAUGGUCUCUUGAGAUCUGCCAGGAGUGAGCCUCAGCUGAGCACAGCCAGGUGUGGUCCAAAAGCCAAAACAUAAAAUAACAUGACGCGUUAGCUUAUUGGAUCCUGACAGCAAUGCUAGGGGCUGUGAUUAUCCCUCUCUUGAUAAGGAAACUGAGGCACAGAGUCUAUAGUCCUUUAAAUCACACAAUUAAGAGGGGAUGAGGAACUCAGGAUCUGAAUCUGCCUGAGUUGUCUGGCUCCAAUGUCUAUGUUCUUUAUCUUUUGGAGUACUCUCAAGCAGUGCUCAGAGAGCCAAAGGACUGCCUUCAGCCAUACUCAGCUAAAGAGUGCUCAGGCUUGGUAGUGCAUGAGGACCAUGCAAUGACAGAAUGGAAUUCUGAUCCUCGUGUUUGCCAGGCACACUUCCUUCAGCCCAGGCUAUCUCUUUGGCCCCAUCAAUGUUUAUGCUGUUAUGGGGGUGGAGGGGUUUCUGUUUUUCUGGGGUUUGUUUUAUAUUUAUUUGGGGGUCACACCUGGCAAUGCUCAGGGCUUACUCCAAGCUCUACACUCAGGGAUCGCUCCUGGCAAGGCUUGGGGGACCUUAAGUGGUGCCAGAAUUGAACCCAGGUCAGCUGUGUGUCCGGCAAGCGCCCUACCCGCUGUACCAUCUCUCCGGCCCCAUUGUUAACGCUCUGAACUAGCACAUUUGCCAUUAUGUUGGAGUCAGGGCUCCUGAAGCGUUUGGGUGGCCUGACUCAGGUCAGGAAGAGGAAAGGGGCUACUCCACUGUGUCUUUCGUACCUGUGCGGAAGUGGGGCACCACUGUCACCUGUUUCCGGGAAGCAUUGGCUGCUCUCUCCCCACCACUGCCACUGCACAACAUGGACCGUGUGGCCUCCCUGUGCCUGCAGAGGGUCAGGACAGCAUCAGGCUGGGUGACUGCAGGCUCUGCCAUGGCCCGGUCACUCGGGCCACUGUCCUUUUCACGCGGAGACACGCAGGCAGGGGCCCUGGGCUGCAGAGCAGGCAGUUGGCACGGCUGAGGCCCAGAGAGGGGUGGUGAGCCGCCCCGGGUCACGGAGCAAGUGCAGGUCCCUCCCAGCCCAGGCCAGGCAAUGACACCCCACUGCUCUCCCUCGGGGGCGGGGCCAGGGGAGGCGGAGCGAGGGGGACCCGGCGCCUCCUGGAAGCCAGUGGCAGAACGGCCUGGAGCAGCAUGAAGCCGAGCUGGGCGCCGGGGCUGCUCAUCCUGGGAGUGGUGGUCCUCAUGGAGGGUCUCCAAGCUGCUCAACGUGCCUGUGGGCAGCGUGGCCCUGGCCCCCCUGAGCCCCAGGAGGACCACACUGUGCCGGGCGAGUGGCCAUGGCAGGCCAGUGUGAGGAAGGAGGGGGUCCACGUGUGCAGCGGCUCCCUGGUGGCAGACACCUGGGUCCUCACCGCUGCUCAUUGCUUUGAAAAGGCGGCAAUGACAGAGCUGAACUCCUGGUCUGUAGUCCUGGGUUCUCUGCAGCGAGAGGGGCUGAGCCCAGGGGCUGAGGAGGUGGGAGUGGCGGCCCUGCAGCUCCCCAGGGCCUAUAACCACUACAGCCAGGGCUCCGACCUCGCCCUCCUGCGCCUCGCCCACCCCAUGGCCCCAACACCCCUCUGCCUGCCCCGACCUGCCCAUCGCUUCCCCUUUGGGACCUCCUGUUGGGCCACUGGCUGGGAUCAGGACACCAGUGAUGCUCCUAGGACCCUACGGAACCUGCGCCUGCGUCUGAUCAGCCGCCCCACGUGCAACUGUCUCUACAACCGGCUACACCAGCGGCUACUGGCCAGCCCGGCUCGGCCUGGGAUGCUGUGUGGGGGUGCCCAGCCUGGGAUGCAGGGGCCCUGCCAGGGAGACUCCGGGGGCCCCGUAAUCUGUCGUGAGCCCGAUGGACACUGGGUUCAGGCUGGGAUCAUCAGCUUCGCGUCCAGCUGUGCCCAGGAAGACACGCCCGUCCUGCUGACGGAUAUGGCUGCUCACAGCUCCUGGCUGCAGGCUCGAGCGGAGGGGGCCGCCUUCCUGGCCCAGACCCCUGAACCGGAGGAGAUCAGUGAUGAGGACAGCUGUGUAGCCUGCGGAUCUCUGAAGGGAGGGCCCACUGCCGGGGCCCCCUCGCCAUGGCCCUGGGACGCCAGGCUAAAGCACCAGGGGAGGCUGGCCUGCGGUGGAGCCCUGGUGUCAGAAGAGGUGGUGCUGACUGCCGCUCACUGCUUCAUCGGACGCCAGACCCCAGAGGAAUGGAGCGUGGGGCUGGGGACCGAGCCAAAGGAAUGGAGCUUGAAGCAACUCAUCCUGCACGGGGCUUACACCCACCCCAAUGGAGGCUACGACGUGGCCCUGCUGCUACUGGCUCAGCCCGUGACACUGGGCCCCAGCCUGAGGCCCCUGUGCCUGCCCUAUGCUGACCACCACCUGCCUGAUGGGGAGCGUGGCUGGGUCCUCGGGCUGAGCCACGAAGGCACAGGCCUCAGCUUGCCUCAGACAGUGCCUGUGACCCUCCUGGGGCACAGGGCCUGCAGCCACCUGCAAACAGCCCUAGGGAGCAACAGCACCCCCAUCCUGCCAGGGAUGGUGUGCACCAGUGUCGUGGGGGAGCCGACGCACUGUGAGGGUCUGUCUGGGGCACCAGUGGUGCACGAGGUGAGGGGCACGUGGUUCCUGGCUGGACUGCACAGCUUCGGAGAUGCCUGCCAGGGGCCGCCGAAGCACGCGGUCUUCACGGCGCUGCCACCCUACGAGCACUGGGUCACCAGCCUAGACUGGCAGGUCUACUUUGCUGAGGAGCCUGAACCCGAGCCUGCAAGCUGCCCGGCCAACAUGAGUAGGUGGCCAGGGGCCUCCCUGCAGAUUUCCGGCCCUUCCCUAACCACCCUCCUACCCGGGUAGGCAGAGCACGGGGCAGAGCGUCUGGGUGCUUGAUGCGGUGACUGACUGGGAGUGCCUGAGCUGCUCUGGCUCCUUCCUCUCCUUUCGGGAGGGAGAAACGGUAUGAGGCUGACCCGCCCUUCUUCCUCUGACAGGCCAGCCUGGCAGCUGCUGACAGACACACAGACACAGGGAGGCCGCUCCCAGUCCCCCCCGCACGCCACUGCAGGCCUUGGGACAGGCCUGACAGCUG
Molecule: messenger RNA, 3586 nt
Organism: Sorex araneus (European shrew)
Lineage: Eukaryota; Metazoa; Chordata; Mammalia; Eulipotyphla; Soricidae
Gene: PRSS53
Product: serine protease 53
Exons: 10
Coding region: 1657-3354 (565 amino acids)
Biological process (GO): proteolysis
Molecular function (GO): serine-type endopeptidase activity
Source: RefSeq, a predicted model, not a curated record